Solanum stenotomum is the source of this 536-nucleotide messenger RNA. RefSeq lists its product as uncharacterized. The transcript is spliced from 3 exons. NCBI's taxonomy places the organism in Eukaryota, Viridiplantae, Streptophyta, Magnoliopsida, Solanales, Solanaceae. Bases 1 to 378 code for a protein of 125 amino acids. The record is from RefSeq and is a predicted model, not a curated record.
AUGGAGUUUAAGAAAAUAGAACAGACUUUUGAAUCUUGUUACGCUAAAGUAAAGAUAUUGCAGGGUUCAGAUGGUGGGGUGAAGUUAUUCUGGGGUAUUGCUGCUGAUGGAUCUGUGGUGAUUUCUGAUGAUGUAGAGGUCAUUAAAGCUGGCUGUGCUAAGUCAUUUGCACCCUUUCCCACAGGUUGUAUGUUCCACAGUGAGAAAGGACUAAUGAAUUUCGAGCACCCGAUGAACAAGAUGAGAGCCAUGCCAAGAGUAGAUAGUGAAGGGGUAAUGUGUGGAGCUAACUUCAAAGUGGAUAUGUAUUCCAGAGUUAACAGCAUCCCUAGAGUUGGCAGUGAAGCUAACUGGUCUGAUUGGAACACUUCUUACUAAGUCGAUUCUCUGCGAUUUUCGAACUUCCUUUAGUGUUUCUUCUGUUUUCGUUCCAUUUUCGAGUUUGUUUUAGGUUUGGUUUCUUCCUUGUACGUGCUUUGCACCUGUGUAUAACGCUUGGAAAAUAAAUGACACAUUAGAAAUGAUUCAGCUUUGAA